Tribolium castaneum (red flour beetle) is the source of this 1803-nucleotide messenger RNA. RefSeq names its product Tubulin-binding cofactor E (gene Tbce). The record is from RefSeq and is a predicted model, not a curated record. The transcript is spliced from 5 exons. The coding region runs from base 180 to 1733 and encodes 517 amino acids. NCBI's taxonomy places the organism in Eukaryota, Metazoa, Arthropoda, Insecta, Coleoptera, Tenebrionidae.
CUAAGUCUCGACGCGCAUAAGAUUUCGUGGGCCGAUCACAAAUGUCAAAAAAAUUGUGAUUCAUAUUACUUUUAAAUCAAUAAUGUGUUGUAUGUAUUGAAAUAAUUGUAACAAUUUGGCCGUACGGUAUAAAUUUAGCUUGAUUCUAACCCACCUGACUUGAAAAAAACAUCACAGCUAUGACAAAUUCGCACUCUCCUUGCCAAAUUGGGGACCGCGUCGAGAGCGGCGGUUACAUCGGAACGGUAAAAUACGUGGGCCCCAUCGAGGGCAAGCCCUCAAUUUGGCUCGGGAUCGACUGGGACAACCCCCAGCGGGGCAAACACGACGGCCGCGUCAACGGAGUGCAAUAUUUCACCACCAGAAACCCGACUUCAGGUUCCUUCAUAAGGCCUGAGAAGGUCAAUUGCGGGAAAUCAGCCCUAGCGUCGAUUGAGUCGCGCUACGGCCAGUUCGAGGAUGAAUUCACCGCCAAAAUCAACAAACAGAAGCAGCUGCUUAUCCAACAAAACAUGAACGCGCCUUUUUUGGAAAUGGUCGGCUUUGACAAGGUUUUCCACAAACAGAGCGACUUCACGUCGUUGAGAAUCGUCAAUUUGCGUGACCAAGGGAUUAAUUCGGCGGGUCCGCCGCUACGACUCGGAGAAACGUGUCCGAAUAUUGAAGAGUUGGACAUUUCGAAAAAUUUGCUAGUGUCUUGGGAGAGCGUUUUUGAGAUUUGCCGCCAGUUGCCGAGGCUUUUUUGGCUGAAUGUUAGUGAGAAUUUGCUGGACUUGCCAACGAUUAGUGAGAGUUUUCCAAACGUGACAACUCUGAUUUGUGGGUGUAUGGACUUGGACUGGGGGCACAUUUGCCAACUUGGACGCAUUUUCCCGUCAGUUGAAGAGUUCAGAGCUCCGAAUAACAAAAUCCGGGGGCUUAGCACACCUGAGGGGUUUUUCACCAAAUUAAAGUUGCUCGAUCUUGAAGGGAAUAACAUUGAGUUUUGGACGGAGGUCUGCAAAUUGGGGGAUUUACCGCACUUGGAGCAACUUAUUCUGGAGAAUAUUGGGCUCCAGUUGAUUGAGUUUGAGGGUGAUUCCCCCAAAGUACAAGCUUUCAGAGCGAUGAAAAAAUUAUGUGUUGUGAAAAACUUGAUCCGUGAGUGGCGUUCUGUGGCUGAGUUAAAUCGGCUUGAAAGUUUAGAAAAUCUGCGAUUUUCCAAAAACCCCAUCACAGAAUCGGAAGAACCUGACACUAUCCAUCAAAUAAUAAUCGCAAAAAUUGCCAACUUGAAAAUUUUAAAUGGGGUUGAGAUUGAAGCCACUGAGAGACGGGGGGCUGAAUACGACUACAUGAAAAAGUACGGUCUUGAAUGGUUGGACGCCAAGGGUACCAACAAAGAGGCUGAUUUUCUCAAAACCCACAACAGAUAUUUGGAAUUGAUACAAAAAUAUGGCGAGCUGGAAGAGAGUGAACUUGUCUCAAAACCGAAAAUUAUUAAAAAUACGUUGGUCCAAUUAAGUAUAGUUUUUGAGGACUUUACGGUAGAAAAGAAAGUGCCUCUCACAAUGACUGUGCAAAAACUUAUAGUCCUCACACAGAAAAUGUUCAGCUUGAGUGGAAGGCCCCACUUGAUUUACGCCAGCAAGAGCGAUCCAGAAAUCGAGAUUCUUCUAGAGGAUGAAAUGAAAGAAAUCGGAGUUUACUCAAUGCAAAAUGGUGAUAAAAUUAUCGUGAAAGACAAAGUGUGAUUGAUUUUGUGUUGUACAAAACCAUUAAUUUAUUCAAUAAAGUUUUUAAUAAAUAUUUUCCAAAUAAAAA